Messenger RNA from Portunus trituberculatus (swimming crab), 4990 nucleotides. RefSeq names its product casein kinase II subunit beta (gene CkIIbeta). Gene Ontology annotation, cellular component: protein kinase CK2 complex; cytoplasm. Bases 4 to 813 code for a protein of 269 amino acids. The record is from RefSeq and is a predicted model, not a curated record. Gene Ontology annotation, molecular function: protein kinase regulator activity. The transcript is spliced from 5 exons. NCBI's taxonomy places the organism in Eukaryota, Metazoa, Arthropoda, Malacostraca, Decapoda, Portunidae.
GAGAUGAAACAAGUGGAAGGGGUGAGCGGCGAGACAGCCUCGCCUGUCUUCCUCGGGACCCCCUCGGCGGCAAUGGUGAGUCGCAGCGGCCGCCAAGAGAGGGCACCAGCGGCGCCACCUUCCUCGCCUCACCAAAGGAAGCGCAAGAUGAGCAGUUCAGAGGAAGUGUCAUGGAUUGCCUGGUUCUGUGGCCUCAGGGGAAAUGAAUUUUUCUGUGAGGUGGAUGAAGACUAUAUACAAGACAAAUUCAACCUGACUGGCCUCAAUGAGCAGGUGCCACACUACCGCCAGGCAUUGGACAUGAUCCUGGAUCUAGAGCCAGCAGAUGAGGAAGAAGAAAUACCACACCAGAGUGACCUUAUAGAGCAGGCAGCAGAGAUGUUGUAUGGCCUCAUCCAUGCUCGAUACAUCCUCACAAAUCGUGGCAUUGCACAGAUGAUUGAAAAAUAUCAAGCAGGUGAUUUUGGCCACUGUCCAAGAGUCUACUGUGAAAAUCAGCCAAUGUUACCAAUUGGACUAAGUGAUGUACCUGGAGAAGCCAUGGUGAAGUUGUACUGCCCUAAGUGUUGUGACGUGUACACUCCUAAGUCCUCCCGCCACCACCACAUUGAUGGGGCCUACUUUGGUACAGGUUUCCCCCAUAUGCUCUUCAUGGUCCAUCCUGAAUACAGACCCAAGAGACCUGCUAAUCAGUUUGUACCACGGCUUUAUGGCUUUAAGAUUCACCCUAUGGCAUACCAGAUCCAGCAACAAGCAGCUGCUAAUUUUAAGGCACCAAUGCGAGCCAUCAAUUACAAUAAUGGCAAACGUUAACUAGUGCAUUAUCACGUUAGCAGUGAAGGUGUGAUUGUUUUUUGUAUACUUUGUUUUAUAGAUAGAAAUGAAUCUAGGUAAAAUUGACACAUAAGAAUGAGAAGGUUCAAGAGAAUGUCCUGUUCACACUUCUUAAAUGAACAGUUUGAUACUUUGGCAACACUAAACUUAUUGUGAUGGCUUAAAUUGAAGAAAUGACCAAAUCAUGGUGUAAAUCAUGCAAGUACUUAGUACAGGUCUCUCCUGUUAUAUAGAUAUUCAUCCAAGGAAUUGACCAGUGCAAUUUAUUCAGGAAAUUUUGUACCUCAACUUUUAGUUCUUUGUAACUGUCCAUUCACCAGGAAAUGUGUGGCUGUUAAGAUUCAUGAGAAUCUUUCAUUUCCUUGAUCAUUUGAUUUUUAUUUUUUUUUUUUUUAUUUUUUUUUUAAUGAGUAAAUUAGAUUUAUUGCAUAAUUACAUUUGUGUGAUGGACAUUAUUAACAGCUUCGAUGCUAUAAGAAAUUGACAUUGUUGUGGGAGAAGAACAGUUAAUGUUGAAUAAGCAUGAAGUCUAUUCUAAAUUAGUGUUGAUUGUUUACUGCAAAAUUUAAUUGAUUUGUAAGAAAGAUGAUAUGACAAAACUUGUUAUAAGUUUUGUGAGAAAAUGCAAAGCAUAAUAAUUGAUAUGCAGUAUACUUCAUCAAAGUUUGUACCAGUGAUUAGAACAUGGCUAAGCAAUGUGAUGCUACAGUGAUGACAUGAUAAAAAAAAAAAAAAAAAAAUCCCUGCAUUUAGUGGCACUACUUACAUGGCUGAAGUGAAGUGCUAUUGGAAUGGAGAGAGAUCCCAGUGUAUGUGUCAAUGUUACAGUGCUUAAAAUGCUCUAAUGUGAAAGGUGUGGUGGUGUAGCAACGGACAAGAUUAUCUGGAGGAUUCAGAUAGUGGUCACAUGAUGGUGUGCCACAGUGGGACAACUAUACAGUAUCUUUAGGGUGUUGGAGAUGAAGAGGAACUUUGAGGAGGUACUCUUGGGACAAGAUCUGGUUUCAUUUAUUUAUUAUUUUUAUUAUUAUUAUUAUUAUAUAUAUAUUUUUUUUUUUUUACUUAUUUUUUAAUUUUAUUUUUAUUAUUUUUAUUUAUUUAUUUUCAUUUAUUUAUUAUUAUUAUUAUUUAUUUAUUUUUUUAUUUUUUUAUUUUUUUUAUUUAUUUAUUUAUUUUUUUUUUUUAUGGAACUUGCCUGUUUUGUGACAGUGCUGUUGUAGCUAAGAUUAUCAUAUUCAGGUUAGAAGCCACAAGUACUGGCAAAUGGAACAGUUUAUGGAUAUUGAAUUAUACCCAGAUACUGUGAUUGGCAGGAUUUGUCUUUGUGUACAACUAGUCAGAGGCAUUAGCCAAAGCCAUAUCACAUUGAGGAAGAGUUGGAUGGGUGAUCACCUGUAGUGGCAAGCUUGUAGGAGGAGGAAUAUCACACUAUUGUACUAUCUUCACAAGACUAGUAAAAUAAUUGCAGAUGCAUAGUUGUCAAGUAGUUCAUACUCUCACUUGUAAUCUCUACUUUUAUUUAUUUAUUUUUUACUUGAUGCUGCAUCUACUCAUUCUUUUUUAAGGUGAGAACUGUGUUCCUUUCAUGCUGCAUGGCUUGCUGCUACAGCCCACCAACUCCUACUUCAUGAAACUUAGCUUCAACUACUGUCUUUGAUUCGUCUUACUCGUGCAGGGCGACAAAUCAAGUUAAUCAUGAUUGCUGUGCUAAUAUUCUUCAAAAACAUCCGAAUCCUCAAGCAAAAGAUAUUGUGACGCUACUACUCACGUAUUAUUGUGCUCUGAUUUAGUGCCACUAAAACCUUUCCUUGUUUUUCAGUAGGUUUCACCAUUCAAUUUUUAUCUAUAUUUUGACAUUGUUCUAUUAGGAAGAGGAGGUGGCUUUUCAGGAUGGCAUUCAGUCAACCAUCUCAUUGCUAUUUAGUAUAAUGCGGCUUUCACUACCAUCCUAGUCACUUGGAAAAGAGAAUAACAACGAGUCAUAUCACUGUAGCCACUCCUUAGGAAACAGAUUCAUACAUCUCAUACUUACCACUUAUUGCUGCUUACAUUCUGACUUCACAGAGUACUUCCCACUUCUGAUCAGGCUUCUUAGCAGCAGCAUUUAAAUAUGUGUGCCUGCAGAAUAUGUAUGAUAAUAAUGAUAUGUGGAUUUCUAAAGAUGAUAUAAUGGGACAGAUUUUGAUGAAUUACUAUGUAGGUAAUGAUUUCAUCCCUUAAUCACAUAUAUUGUGUGGUAAAGGUCUUGCUUGGUGUAAACUCAGCAAAGAUGAUAGGUCAUAACAGACUGCCUCAAAUUCUAGUAGGAAGAUCAAUUAAUUUUUUAUAACUUUAGAAGAAAUGAGAAUAACAUGAAUAUUUAUAAUGGAGAGGAUGGCACCAUAACUUCAGACAAACUGUACCUUUAAAAACCUUGUAUAUCAUUACAUCAGCAUGAAAGUUGGUGUUGUGCUGCAGAUCCAUAAAAUCAUAGGUUUUAUGAGCAAGGCAGGCAGCUCUGCAAUAGAUCUAGUGAUGUUCCAGGCUGGAAAAGAUCAGUGAAAAGAAUUUAUAGUAUUGUCUAUUUUUGUACAACAUGCAAGGCGAGCUGUAAAAUAGAAAAGAUUCUCUUUAUAUUGAUAAGUUGUCUUGAUAUUGAUAUGUUUUGACACAUUACUCAGAAUUGACAGUUUUGAAUAGAUUCAUUAAAUCCUGUUUUCUUCUAUAUCUUUACUGCUUAAUAGGCUGCCACCAUGAGGAUCCUAAGAAUGAAAUGUGAUCAUGGAACUUCCAUUUACAAAUGAUAACAUCAGUAAUGUUGUGUUAGGUUCUAUGGAAACGCAUGGAUAUGUAACAGGAAGUUGCUGGUAAAAUGUGUUGCAUCAGCCAUACUGAUUGAUGACAACUAUAUCUUCAAGAAUAGCCUUUUAGGUUUGCUAAUUGCCUAAGCAUCUGAUAAAAUUAUGUUCAACACAUUUUGCAUUUUCUAAAUUACCUGUCAGUAAACAGGUUUAUUAUUUGAAGGAUAUCAGUUAUUAAAUAACUUUAUGAUAUACUAACUCAUUUCCUCAUGGCCUGACUUUUAUUGUCUUAUCAAAUAUGAUUUUGUUUCAUAAGCCAUAUUCAGAACAAUGCAAACUCUACAUUGCACUGUUCACUUUCCAUGGAGUUCCCUAUUACCAUAGCUGGGCAUGAUGACUAAAAAAAUUAUCAUGAUAUCCAGUAAACGAUAACUAGCAGUGAAUUUAUCUGCCAUUAACCAAUAAAUUGAUAAAUCAAAAGUUUUGAUGCAAUAGGUAGUUAUUGAAUGGAUAUUUUGACUUUAAACAAAUUGAUGAAUCCAAAUCUUUACUUUUAUCUUUUAUCUUACAAAUCUGAAAAAUCUUAAAAAAAAAAAAUUCAUAUUCAUUGUUCACCCUUCCCUUCACUAAUGAAAGGUUCUACUGUUCUAAGUAAAAUAAUUUGAUUUUAUUUUGAAGAUAAAAACUUGAACAUAUUUGUUACAAAAAAUAAAUAUUCUUGAUUAUCGCUUGUUUGGAACAUAAGUAUCAAUGAUAUAGAUUCACGACAAUGCAAGAAAAAUAGCUAUUGGAUAACCAGUAACCCAAUAUUGUUAUUACAAUAAUUUAUUACAAAAAUGAACACUUGUUAUUACUAAGAUUUAGGAGAGAAAUGGUUUUGUCGUGUUUCAAUGAUGACUGCUUUCUCUCUCUCUCUCUCUCUCUCUCUCUCUCUCUCUCUCUCUCUCUCUCUCUCUCUCUCUCUCUCCACUAGAAGGGAGCAUGUGAUUACAAGAUUUAAUUCAAGUUGGUAGGUUAUAAUGAAUUCUCUCGAGACCGACUAUUUUGAGCAGUAUUUAGUCAUGGCUACCAAACCAACAAGCUUAUUAUUUUCCCUUUUCUUUUGCUGUCUUACUUAUUAAGGAUAGCCUCGCCAUAUAUCAGGAGAGACGUGUACACGAGCAACUUUGGGAGUCCUUCAGCAGGAAGGUUUUUCCAUCACAUUCCAAACAAAUGUAUUAUUUCUCACUUGGGAUAAUAAAAGGAAGAGUAUUCCUAUCUCCUCUAUUGUGUUAAUGUGAUGGCUAAACUAAUACCAUAUCUGUUAUUUAUGGUAUUUAUCAUAUCUAGGUUAAGCUGAACAGUAGGGUAUAUCUUAUAAUAAAAAUGUAAAUAUG